This is a messenger RNA of Fusarium mangiferae, 1254 nucleotides long. RefSeq lists its product as uncharacterized. Lineage: Eukaryota; Fungi; Ascomycota; Sordariomycetes; Hypocreales; Nectriaceae. The record is from RefSeq and is a predicted model, not a curated record. The transcript is spliced from 3 exons. The coding region runs from base 1 to 1254 and encodes 417 amino acids.
AUGGGCGACGAUGCAAGACAUGCAGUGGACGACUUAGCCCACGCCCUCGGCUUUCAUGAUGGACAACAGACCACUUAUGUUCCCUAUCUCAACUAUAUCCAAGGAUGCUGGCCAGGAAAACGAACCAAGAAUGAAUUCGUGCAGUUGUUUGCCGAAGUUGUGACAUUCUUUAUCGAACAUCACGAGUCUUCUGUUCAAAGCUAUAUAGAUUCUCUUGUGAAUCAUAGUCAGCACACCUACUUUCAGGACACUCUUCCUGCCUCUAAAGUUCGUAAGAUCGCAGUUGAGGAUGCAGUUCUGCUCAUCCUUGGCUCAUGGACAUUGAUGCGCACGUAUUUUAUUCCUUUACAUGGACGACCGAGACAUAUCUUUCAGGUGGCCUCAAAUUGCCAAUCUGACCUUGAGCCUAUGCAGCAAUCUCUGUUUAAUCUGAUCGGAAGCUCCGGCUUGAUCCCAAAUUCUCGGGAAGCCCUACCUCCCAUUGAAUCCGUUACGCAGCCGGAUUUGGAACUGGACGACAUGUCUUCGUUGAGUCCUUCAUUUGCCAAUCACUCAUCGGCUGGACUAAUCGAGUCACUGUCCAUCGAAGCUAGGGACCUCAAUCUAUCCAAACUCAUGACUCUGGCCCGGGUGCGUCUAAUAUGGACGGACAACCUGUCCCGCCAUCUUUUACUAUCUAGACGCGGUCAGAAGAAGUACCUUGAGCUUUUUGCCCUUCCAUGUGCACUGCAUCGAGGAAGUCUCAACGUAUUUGGCACUAUUGGCAUCUCUGCCGACCUCCUCGAUGAGAUCGAAUCAUCCUACGCAAACCUAUUUAACCCGAUCGUUCCAAACCGUAUACACAAGUAUGUCGAAAACUUCAUCGGGCUUCGACUAUGGUGUUGGUGCCUUAGUUGCUCUUCACAACGGUUAAAAAGUCGUGAACUACGCAUGCUCAAAAGCCAGGUCUCUCGCGUGGGACGACGUAAUGACCGAUUUCGUCAUAGUCAGCUACAGCUACCUUACGACCCCAUGCUUGAUACUUUGGCUGGACGGGAGGCGACCUGGUGGGAUCAAACCGAGUUCGAAAAUCUCUGGCCGCGAAUUCUGGCUCUCGAGAAAUGCUUGCAAGAAGCGCGCCCGUGGAGCUUCUGGGUUUUGCUACGGGAUAAACGAGACACGGUUCAAUAUUGGACAUUCCUGUUCGGAACAGUUAUUCUCGCGCUCACUAUGGUACAAGUUGUCUUGGGGGCAUUACAAGUGUCCGGAUCAUAA